AGAAUAAGAGAACUGGAUGGUGUGACAACCUGGACUGGGGAACUAGGGGUAGGAAAGAUUGUUUGAGACUUAAGAAGAGCGCUAUUGAAUCAGACCCCGAGGCCCAUCUAGCCUAGCGUUCCUUCUCACAGUGGCCAAGCAGCUGUAGAUGGGAAGCCCAAACCAGGACGUCAUCUUUGGACCCAUGUUCUCUGGGAAAAGUACUGAACUUAUGCGCCGGGUCCGUCGGUUCCAAAUUGCACAGUACAAAUGUCUGCUGAUCAACUAUGCCAAGGACACACGCUACUGCGUCAAUGGAGUCUCCACACAUGACAGGAACACCAUGGAGGCAUUGUCAGCUUGUUGUCUCAAGGAUGUGCAUCAAGAGGCCCUCGGCUCUGCUGUGAUUGGCAUUGAUGAAGGCCAGUUUUUUCCAGAUACUGUAGAGUUCUGUGAGGCAAUGGCCAAUGCAGGGAAGACUGUCAUAGUGGCAGCUCUUGAUGGGACCUUCCAGAGAAAGGCCUUUGGGAACAUCUUGCAGCUGGUCCCUCUGGCAGAGAGUGUGGUGAAGCUAAAUGCUGUCUGCAUGGAAUGUUAUCGUGAAGCCUCCUAUACAAAAAGGCUCGGAGCAGAGAAAGAGGUGGAAGUGAUAGGAGGAGCAGACAAGUACCAUUCGGUCUGCCGCGUCUGCUACUUCAAAAAACGACAACAGCAGCCAGCAACUGACAACAAGGAGAACCUACCAGGAGGAAAUAAACAGCUGGAUAUUACUGCUUCCCGAAAGGCUUUGGCUGCUCGUCAAAUCAUGCAUUGGAGCCCAUCACACUGAAAAGGAAGAACCCUUUUCUUGGUUGGAAAUAAUGGUCCUGUCCUUUAUUCCAGCUGUUAUACUGUUAUAAGUUGUGCAACUCAGAGGACAAUACUAGUGAAGGCACUAGAAUGAACUGCUUUUAAAGGGGAGAAGGCGGCUGGGGCAUGUUGCAAAAGGCUAUAGCUUUAGGUGUUCUGUGCUAAAAAGCUGCCAGCUAACCUCUUAUCUAACUUCCUCUCUAUGAGGAAGAGUUCCUAACAUCAUGUAGAAUCAGUUUCUUCUGGGGCCCACUAAAUUCAUUAGUAGAACCUGUUUCCUAGUGGAACUAAAACAUAUGUACCAUAAAGUGUUUUCCUAGUGUUUCAGCAAACACUGGUGUCCUUGUUGAACCCAGUUUAUAGUCUUUUUCUUAAUCUUUCCCCCCUUCCUCAGCAUAGAAUGUUACUUGACAAUGGAACAUGAUGUUCAACUCUAACAAGGUAGACUAGACCGCCUGAACAAGAUAAUAUUUCACUUGAUUCUAUGUGUAUUGCACUGAUUCAAUAUCCAGUAACAUCUUGGGUAUAUAGUAUAGUUUUGCCUGUUCUGUGAGGCUUUCUAGUAAAACUAUUACUAGGACUGAAGAAAUUAUGGGGCCUCUGCUUUUCUGUAGAAGGGUUUGACUGAUUUAAUAUGUGUCUAGAUGUAGACCAUAAGCACUUCUUAAGUACUAUGCUGCUUUGGCUGUAAAAUUUUGCAUUUAUGUCAAGCCUUUACUUUCCUAAUUUAUUCUGGAAAAUAGUGAAUGUCUUGGUUAGCCUUAUCCUGAGUUUUUUACAUCAUUUUGGGAGGGUUCAGAACUAUUUUUCUUUAAAGGCUACACAUUUUCAGACUGCAGGAGCCACAUCUAGCUCUCAAUCCACUCAAUCAGAAGUGUUGAUUACUUGCUUUUGCUUGGAAGCUCUUAAGUUGUUGUAGAGUAGCUACUGAAACUGCCAAUACCUCUUUUUCCAAUAGCACAGAUACUCUUCAUGUUAAGAGUUGCAAUAGGAGAUACAGAAUUAGCUGACUUGAGUGCUUGGCUGGCCAAAACCCAAAACAGCAGGAGGUAGGAAGUCUAGCCUAAAAAUAGUAGCUGAGAUAAAAAGGUUUAUAUUGCGAUAUUUCUAUAGCUGCCAAGAGUUUAUGCCACUGCUUCCCUAGAGCCAGACAUCAUGUUCUGCCCCGGAUACUUCCUUAUCAAAGAACUUGGCUCAUACAGAGACAUCUCCACCUGAAGUCAUGGGGACAGCGUAUAAUAACUAUCACACAUUCUAAGUGGUGGGAGUGAUGAGGUUUAUUUCUGCCAUGAUAUAGAUUUAAAACACUUUGAGAUCCUCACACAGCUUCCCCAUGUGGUCUUGUAUCCUGUUUUUUCCUCACAACAGGUAUAGGUGAAAAACAGCAACCUAUGAAGAUACAGCUUUCCCUGAAAGGCUUGUUACCUGCCCAAGAAAGGUUGGCAAUGUAAGCUUUGUGCAAGUGGGUUUCCCACCCAACAGAGGAUUAGGGAGUGGUACCAUGCCCUUGGCAAUACUUUUUUUUUGCCAGCAUCAGUACUUGCAGACCACUAUUGGUAUAUCUUAUGUGAAUAGGAUCGAAGUUCCUCCCAUUUAGAACCAGGAUUGAAUUGGGGGAGAGAAACAGAAAAGGCACACAGGAAAACCCAUCUUCUCUCAGUAACACAAUAAGCAAGUUUAACACAUUAUAUACACAUUUUCAAAGAAAGGAGAUGGUCUUUAGGCCUAGGCUUUGGCAUCAGGUCCAUCCAGCAGCAGCUGAAAAGCAAUAAAGAAGGCACUGCACCUGCGUUACCCAAUCUAGAAAGGCAGCACCAUAGGAGCCAUGGGAACUAAGCCCCAUUCAGGGCCUGGAGCACAGCAAAAAUGAGUAAAGGAUACCAUGGCACCUGGCAAAAAGUACUUGACCUCCAGCAGCAAGGGUCCCAUAGUAGAAAGCAAAGUAACAUUUGCCUCACUGCUGGGCAAAACUCUGGCUCCUGUUAGAGCCAGUGAUAGCUGAAACAUUAUUCACCUCCUAACAAAGAAUUCCUCUGCAUGGAUUCAGCAACUAUUAUGCCUUACAAUUCACACAGGCCAGAAAGAAAGCCU
This is a messenger RNA of Rhineura floridana, 2919 nucleotides long. RefSeq names its product thymidine kinase 1 (gene TK1). The coding region runs from base 149 to 808 and encodes 219 amino acids. Lineage: Eukaryota; Metazoa; Chordata; Lepidosauria; Squamata; Rhineuridae. The transcript has 7 exons. Gene Ontology annotation, biological process: thymidine metabolic process. Gene Ontology annotation, molecular function: thymidine kinase activity; ATP binding. The record is from RefSeq and is a predicted model, not a curated record.